UGGUUCCCAGCACCACCUGGGGGAGGCUGUGUUGUCCUUCUGAGCAUUAUCCCUUGGACUGGAUUUUAGACUUUUGAAAAAAUCUUAAGCUCAGUUACCCUUUAUAUCUUGUUUAUUCUCAAUCUUCUUUCUUAUGUGCUUUGGGUGAGGUAGCGGGCAUGUGGUUUGCAUGUACCAUAGAGGUGGAUGUCUUGGCUUGGUAUAUCUUGCAAUGUGGUAGCUCUUAUUUGCCACCUCUGGGGUUUAAAGAUCUUCUUAAACUUAACCAAGUUGUUUUUAUGCCCAUAACUUUCACUGUGUUCUCUCAGUCUUUCACGGGUAAAAUGAAAGGCAUGGGGAAUACUCCUGUCUUGGCAAAUUCAGAGAUCAUGUCAUAGGAUGCAUUUGAUCCUCAGCUCCCACUCAUGUAUUUACUGGGCUUGGUGGUGUCUGAGCCUGAGAUCUUUGGGUUCCCAGCUCCAAAUCCCAAGUUGAAUGUUUCUGCUGUCCAUGUUAAUACUUUCCUGAAAUCUUCUUGAUGAUGUUUGAAAAAACACUUAAUUCUUGCACCACAGCGUCCAUGCGAUGCUAUCUGUGGCUUGGAUUACGUAUGUGUCCUCUGAACUGGGGGCAGGCAGAGACUUGCCUGGUUUCACUGUGAUAUCCUGGACUUCAGGGCUCUUGGCUUCUCGUGGUGGGAGUAAAAAUGACUCAUGACCUUGAGGCAGAGAAUGGAGGCAAAGGAUUGCUUCUUUCCACCAGCUCUCAGAGACCAUUUUUGCCCUGAGAAAAUCCUGGCCUCCUGUUCAAAGGCUCGAGGUGCUCUGAAGAGGUCCUUUCACUGUCUCAACGUAGGACCUUCUGACUGCCCAUUGAUACUGCUUCCCUCGGGUGUGCUGCUCCUGCUGACGCUGUACACUGAAGGCCUGCUGUCUAAAGGAGGCAGCCACUACCAACUCUAGCUGACUGCCCAUGUAGGCCCAGUGUUGCUAGAUAUUCCCAUUUUUUGCAAGAAGCUGGAAAUCCAGAUUUAAGAUGUCUUUCUCUUUUAAAGACGUUGGCAACUAAUUUAAAUGAAAAAAAAAAAUACUGUGUGACCCACAUGAUACACACCUUCAGGCCAAACCUGGUCCACAGACCUCUAAUCUGCAGCCUCCAGUCUAUACUCGACCCCUCUGUGGCUGGAAUAGCGCUAGGGAGACUGAAAGAAACCCAAACCCAACCAGCAUAGCCCAACUCUGUGCUUCCAUGGGCUCCAAACCCCACUGAGCUGUCUCUCCCACCAGCUGCUCUCCUGACCAGUGUUGGCCUCCCUCCAGGAGCCCAGGAGGGAGGGAGUUAGUUCUCCACCCAACUCAUGAGCCACACACCCCCAAGCCUGGCUUCGCCCGGCCUCUGCUAAGCACUGAUCUCUCAGCUCCAUCUGUUUUCUUCUAUAUAUUAACCCAUCCAGUCUCUAGAAAGAGAGAGCAUGAAGACCCUUGGAGUAGACAGGAAAACCAGAACCAAACAGAAUCAGCACGCAGCAGAAACAAUCUUCAGUGCCAAAAAGUAGACAAGAUGCAAACCUUCUUGUGAGGACACAACUCAGCUUUUGGGAAGCCUCGAAGGACACCAGAUUGCCAGUCUGGCUCCGGUCCUCUGUCAUUGGCCAGUAACUCCCUGGGUUAUGUUCCACACUUAAAAAUGGAGGAGCUGCUAAGUCGUACAUCUCUUGAGACCCAGAAGCUUGAUCUGAUGACUGAAGUGUCUGAGCUGAAGCUCAAGCUAGUUGGCAUGGAGAAGGAACAGAGAGAGCAGGAGGAGAAGCAGAGAAAGGCAGAGUCGGUUCUGAAUGUGAUCAGUGAGCUGCAGGAGCAGAUGUGUAGGCUGCAGCUGGACAUCCACAGGCAGAUUCAAGAGCGCUUCUUACUCAGUAGGGACAACCCUGAGGAGGUGGUGGCCGGUGAUGGUGCGGCCGAGCCCCAGCCCUGCAGCCAGGACAAUGCCUGUGGGGAGGGGUCACCUGAGUUACUGCAAGAGCUCAGGCACCUCAAAAUCAAGGUGGAAGAGUUGGAAAAUGAACGGAAUCAGUAUGAGUGGAAGCUGAAGGCCACUAAGGCUGAGGUAGCCCAGCUUCAAGAGCAGGUGGCCCUGAAGGAUGCAGAAAUUGAGCGUCUGCACAGCCAGCUCUCCCGGACUGCAGCUCUCCACAGCAACCAUGCAGAAAAAGACCAAGAAAUUCAACGUCUGAAAAUGGGAAUGGAAACUUUGCUUGUUGCCAAUGAAGAUAAGGACCGUCGGAUAGAGGAACUUACAGGGCUGUUAAACCAGUACCGAAGGGUGAAGGAGAUUGUGAUGGUAACUCAAGGGCCUUCAGAAAGAACUCUCUCAAUCAAUGAGGAAGAACUGGAAGGAAGUUUCAGAAAGUGGAACACUGCAAAUAAAGGCCCUGAAGACUUAUUUAAGCCAGAGAUGCCUCCGAGAUGUAGUUCUCCCACAGUGGGGCCACCUCCACUACCGCAGAAAUCACUGGAAACCAGGGCUCAGAAAAAACUCUCUUGUAGUCUAGAAGACCUGAGAAGUGAAUCUGUGGAUAAGUCUGUCGAUGGGAACCAACUCUCCCCAGUGGUAGAACCCAAGGACAGUCCUUUCCUGGUAGAGCAAAAAUACCCCACAUUACCUGGGAAGCUUUCAGGAGCCACGCCCAAUGGAGAGGCUGCCAAAUCUACUUCUACUGCCUCCCAGCCUGACCCGGCAGGGAGCAGCCUGCCGAAGCUGAAUCGCGGCCGGAGUGUCAGUGCCCCUGUAUUAGGAGACACAGAAAGUGGUUGGGACGACACUGCCAUGGCCAAUGACCUCUCAUCCACGUCAUCUGGUACUGAGUCGGGCCCCCAGUCUCCCCUGACACCAGAUGGUAAACGGAGUCCCAAAGGCAUCAAGAAAUUCUGGGGAAAAAUCCGAAGAACUCAGUCAGGAAAUUUCAACACUGAUGCACCCGGGAUGGCAGAGUUUCGACGAGGUGGCCUCCGGGCAACCGCAGGGCCGCGACUCUCUAGGACCAGAGACUCCAAGGGUCAGAAAAGUGACGCCAAUGCCCCCUUCGCCCAGUGGAGCACAGAGCGGGUGUGCGCAUGGCUGGAGGACUUCGGCCUGGGUCAGUAUGUGAUCUUUGCCAGGCAGUGGGUGACUUCUGGCCACAUUUUACUGACAGCUACCCCUCAGGAUAUGGAAAAGGAGCUAGGAAUCAAGCACCCUCUUCACAGGAAGAAGCUGGUUUUAGCAGUGAAAGCCAUCAACACCAAGCAGGAGGAGAAGUCUGCACUGCUAGACCACAUUUGGGUGACACGUUGGCUCGAUGAUAUUGGCUUACCCCAGUACAAAGACCAAUUUCAUGAAUCCAGAGUUGAUGGACGAAUGCUGCAAUACUUAACUGUGAAUGAUUUACUCUUUUUAAAAGUCACCAGCCAACUACAUCAUCUCAGCAUCAAAUGUGCCAUUCAUGUGCUCCAUGUCAACAAGUUCAACCCCCACUGCUUGCACCGGAGGCCAGCUGAUGAGAGUAACCUUUCUCCUUCAGAAGUUGUGCAGUGGUCCAACCACAGGGUGAUGGAGUGGUUGCGAUCCGUGGACCUGGCGGAGUAUGCGCCCAACCUUCGUGGGAGUGGUGUCCACGGAGGUCUCAUUAUCUUGGAGCCACGCUUCACUGGGGACACCUUGGCUAUGCUUCUCAAUAUCCCACCACAAAAGACGCUCCUCAGGCGCCACCUAACCACCAAAUUCAAUGCCCUGAUUGGUCCUGAGGCUGAACAGGAAAAGCGUGAGAAAAUGACCUCACCAGCUUACACACCACUGACCACCACAGCCAAAGUCCGGCCAAGGAAACUAGGAUUUUCACAUUUUGGAAAUAUAAGAAAAAAGAAGUUCGAUGAAUCGACGGACUACAUCUGCCCAAUGGAGCCCAGUGACAGUACUGGUGACAGUCACAGGGUCUACAGUGGCUACCGGGGCCUCAGCCCCCUUGAUGCCCCUGAACUGGAUGGGCUGGACCAGAUGGCUCCUUCAGAAGGCACUGUGACGCAGAUAGGGCUCCUCUCCCAAGACAUUCACCGUCUCACGACUAUGCUGAGCCAGGACCAGCUGCUGAAUGACUCUCGCCUGGUUGCUCCCAACUGUGAGGACUGGAGAUGACUUUCUUCAUGGCUGAGAGCCCAGACAGGCACGUGUGGGGGCCUUGAGCCUUUGCUUCAAUGGGGAACUGGAACACAGCCACCUCCAGAGCCCAGACUGUGGCUGGCAGGGCAUGUGGGACAUGGGUGUUGGCAGGAGUGAAGCGGGGCUGUGGAACAGACGUCCAGGAGGGGGCCCCAGUGUCCCUAUGUGUUUUCAACCGUGCUGUGCUCCUCACCACAGCUUUUAUACCUUUUGUACUUUCAUACGUGGAUUGCAGACCACUCUUGUGGGAAGGGCAAUGUGACAUCAGCACAGACUCAAUGGCUUGUGCUGUUCCUGGUAACAGCUGCAAGGCUCUUACACCAAAGGGGAAGGGCUAGUAGUUCAUAAAAGCUCUGCUGGAAGAAGGUUCUGAGAAAAUGUUCUGUAGUGACUGAACUGGGUGGAAUGAUACUAGGGAGCCCCUCCUGUGCUGCUUCCAUACAGAAGCACAUAUUUCCCAAGUGCACAGGAACCUGGCUGAGGUGAGGGUGUUUAGGGUGAGAGGAGGGAAGGAGCAGUGAGACUCCUUCCCACUGUCCUGGCUGCCCUGAGUCUACCCUCCUCUACAGUGGGUGUCUCCGGGUCCUCAGUGCUGUAGGCCUCCAGCAUCUGAGCAGAGGCGUCUCCAGCAAACACACACUCAGGGCCUUCUCCUUCCCCCAUAGCUGACACAUGGAGAACAGUCUCCAAAGCCUUCCCUGCAUCAGCCUCAGAUGAUCAAACAGCUCCCCCUUGUGGAAGGCCCUUGGGCAACCCAAGUCAACAUUUCCACCACAACUCACCAUCUCCCAGACAAGCCUGGUACCUCCCUCAGGGAGGUUCGCCCACACAGUCCCCUCUCAACCAGUCUUCCCCCUUAGUGACCAGCCCCUUCCUCUUCCUCCCUGUGAAGGCUCUGGCCCUAGGCCUCAUCUGAUUUCCACAGCUGGUCUCCUCCAGACAAAGUACCCCAUCCCCAAAGUUGACCUUCCCAAAGCACUGUUUUAAUCCUGUUAGCUUUCUGCUGAGAACUCCUCAGUUCCAUAAUUACCAGAGUAGAGUUCAAAACUUUAGUCAGCACCUGAGGCUUUCUGACUCUUCAGGCUUCAUGAACCUGCACUCCAGCCUGUGCUCCUGCUUUUCCCUCACUAUGGGAUGUCUUUUCCUCCUCGUCUCUGUCACAAGGCCAAAUCCUGUCUGUCGAGGCCCAGAAAAGACAUACCUUCUCAGGAAGCCUUCACUGGUGUUUCAUUUGCAGGUCUGUGUCCUACAGUGCCAUUUGCCCUUGAGCCCGAGCUCACCUCGAAGUAAUGUGUCGUCUUUCUCCCAUACCAUAUGCACCUUCAAUGCACACUCAGCAAGCACCUGCCACAAGUGGGCUCCUAUACAGAUAGGAGUAAGACACAAUACUGGUCCCCAUGCUGCUAUGUUCCCAGCCACUCACUCCGUCAAAUGCGCAGGUUAAGUAUGUUCCAUGCUGGGCUAAGGAGGGCUAGAGAUAUCGGCACGAUGCCAAGAAACACAGUUGGUGAUGGUCUAGUGGGGGAGACAAGAGUGCGCUGAACGUUACAGAUGCUCCGUAGAAGUCUCCACAGCUCAAAACAGCAAGUUGUCAUUUUUAAUGGAGGGCUGGGGGCGGAGACUGAAAAGGCUUCAGUGAUGAGGUGAUACUUGCAUUUGAAAGAUGAAUCAGGUUCCCCAAGGGUGCCGGGGGGAAAGGCACUCCAGGAGGCAGACCUGAAACAUCCCGGCACAUCCUAGGAAGUGCCCAAAGUGGUGUGAUUGGACCGAAGUUUCUCAACCUCAGCACUGUUGUCAUUUGGGCUGGAUAAUUUAUGGUGGUGGGGGCUGUUCAUGGGCUGUAGGACAUUUAGCAGCAUCUUUGGCCUCUCCCUCUAGAUGCCAAUAGCACCCAUCCUCUAGCUGUGACAACCAAAAAUGUCUCCAGACUUUGCCAGUUGUUCCUGGGAGGGGCAAAAUCACCUUGAGUUGAGAAGCAUGGGGCCAGAGAAUAGGGUCAGAGUGGGAGGCUCGGAGAAGGGAAAAAUCUAGUGAGGUCAACUGUAGCCAGAUCAAGAAGUGCCUUGUAAACCAGGCUCCUGGAAUUUGUCCUGGAGACAUGGGCGGUCGGUCAGGUGGGGACCAGGGUGAAAAGCAGUGAGAGGGAAUAAGCAUGGUAAGAUUUGUGUUUAUGAAAAAUAUCUGAGGAUUAAGGUCUUACUUUGUGUGCGGUGCCCAGCAGAGCCUCUUUCUCCAAGUAGGGGAUUCACUGAGGAUGAGCUCACCAGCAGAUGGAUGGCGGCUAGCCGCCUCCCAGCACCCCCACUCUGCUGGCCCUCUGUGAGGCCAUCCCUGGUUUGGCAUCCUGUGGACACUGUACGGCUGUAAGUCAGAGAGUUCUCUAGAGCCAUGUUCUUCUCUCUCUCCUGUACCCUGCCCCCCCCCCCCCCCCCCAGACAUACACGUUUAGAGAGAGAUCCAAGCAAUGCUGCUACUAUGCCAGUUUUUGUGAAAAGGGAAUGACUUGGAAUUAAGCAGGCCCAGGUCUGCUACCUACCGGCUGAAUGACUUGGGGACAGUAACUUCAUCUCUGACCCUCAGUUUCCUCAUCUAUAACUUGCAGAACAAAAUCCCCACAGAAUCCCUGGUUUCUGAGAAUUAUAUGAAAUAAACCACAAAAGUGUAAAAGCGGUUCUACCUACUCACAGGUAACACAGAGCGGCAGCGUAUCAUCCUGGCCAAGAACGGCAGAGGCGAUAGUGGUUACCUGUAUCACUCGGGUUUAGUGGUAUGAAGGAUUUAAUGAAUAGCUUCUGGGACCUAGUUCUGUUUGCAAGUUCAGAAGCUUCUGUACAUAUCCACCCCUACCCUGGCAUACCAGAAUGGGGCCUGGCAUUUAGAGGAUGCUGAAAACAAACACAAAAAAUGUGCCCCUUGCCUCCAUUUGUUGUGCAAGGUACAGGGAGUCUAGGAUUCUUGAAGCCCAACUACCCUAUGGCUUUACUACUGCCCUGAUGUGUGUGUUUUCAACACCAUUCCCAUUUCAAGGGCCUCCCACAAGAGAAGGAAGAGCGCACGUGGAGGGUGCCUAAGCCUUCUAGUAGGCUUAAAAACAGAACACUCUGGAGAGCGAGGUUCAAGAGAGAUUACUGGGAGUU
Messenger RNA from Equus quagga, 7310 nucleotides. RefSeq names its product PPFIA binding protein 2 (gene PPFIBP2). Gene Ontology annotation, molecular function: protein binding. Gene Ontology annotation, biological process: neuromuscular junction development. NCBI's taxonomy places the organism in Eukaryota, Metazoa, Chordata, Mammalia, Perissodactyla, Equidae. The coding region runs from base 1666 to 4149 and encodes 827 amino acids. The record is from RefSeq and is a predicted model, not a curated record. The transcript is spliced from 26 exons. Gene Ontology annotation, cellular component: presynaptic active zone.